ACUGCUAAUCAAUAGUUCAUUUUCCCGUAACUCGGCCCAACCAUCUGGAUUCUGUUAACACCUCUUUCGUUUACCCAGGAUGAAACGAGGCGUGCAAGGGAGUGAGCAGGAGGACGGAGGUGGCACCAGCGGCGGGUCUCAGGAGACUCUUAAACGCUCCCGAAAGCAGAGGAGGGAGAAGGAAGUGACGGGGGAGGGAUCCCACUGGCAGUGUCUGCCACAGGAGAUCCUGCUCCACAUCUUCCAGUACCUCCCUCUACUGGAUAGGGCUUACGCCUCUCAGGUGUGCCGGGGCUGGAACCAGGCCUUUCACAUGCCAGAGCUGUGGCGGUGCUUUGAGUUCGAGUUGAACCAGCCAGCCAGCUCCUACCUGAAGGCCACACACCCGGACCUCAUCAAACAGAUAAUCAAAAGGCACUCCAACCACCUGCAGUAUGUCAGCUUCAAGGUGGACAGCAGCAGAGAGUCUGCAGAGGCAGCAUGCGACAUCCUCUCUCAGCUUGUGAAUUGUUCUUUGAAAACAUUGGGGCUCAUUUCCACAGCCAGACCCAGCUUCAUGGAGCUGCCCAAGUCUCACUUCAUCUCAGCGCUGACGGUGGUUUUUGUCAACUCCAAAUCCCUGUCCUCCCUGAAGAUCGAUGACACACCAGUGGACGACCCCUCCCUCAAAGUCCUGGUGGCCAAUAACAGCGACACCCUCAAACUGCUGAAAAUGAGCAGUUGCCCUCAUGUUUCGCCUGCAGGAAUCCUGUGUGUGGCUGAUCAGUGCCACGGCCUGAGAGAACUGGCUCUCAACUAUCAUUUGCUGAGUGAUGAACUUCUCAUCGCUCUGUCCUCAGAGAAGCACGUUCACCUUGAGCACCUUCGCAUCGACGUGAUUAGCGAGAAUCCUGGCCAACAGUUCCACUCCAUCAAGAAGAGCAGCUGGGACGCCAUGGUGCGCCACUCUCCUAAAUUCAAUCUGGUCAUGUACUUUUUCCUUUAUGAGGAUGAGUUUGGCCCUUUCUUCCGCGAUGAAAUCCCCGUCACGCAUCUGUACUUCGGCCGCUCUGUCAGUAAAGACGUGCUGGGCCGCGUUGGGCUCACCUGCCCGCGCCUGGUGGAGCUGGUGGUGUGCGCCAACGGGCUGCGACCGCUGGACGAAGAGCUGAUCCGCAUUGCCCAGCGCUGCACGCAGCUGUCAGCCAUCGGCUUGGGAGAGUGCGAAGUGUCCUGCAGCGCUUUUGUGGAGUUUGUCAAGAUGUGUGGAGACAGACUGACACAGCUAUCCAUCAUGGAGGAUGUACUGGUUCCAGAUCACCGCUACGGGCUGGAUGAUAUCCACUGGGAGGUGUCAAAGCAUUUGGGUCGCGUGUGGUUCCCAGACAUGAUGCCAACCUGGUAGAAGAGAAGAUUUAACUUGUGUCCAGGGUAUUGUUAGACAUAUGCGUGCGUGUGUGUGUGUGUUGUGUGUGUGUGUGUGUGUGUGUGUCAUGAUUGGAGAGUUACGUUUUAUUGGGCAAGCCCCUCAUCUUUCUCCUGUUUUUGAGAAAGGCCCUGUCCCAGGCACUUUAAGUAUUUUUUUUUUCUCCCAGAGUACGUAAAGAAAUUACAUUACUUUGGAUUUUUGAUUGUUUUGUUUUUUUUUGAUUACAAAUCCGCCAUGUACACAAUUUUUAUAUUUAUAUGUAUAUUUAUAUUUACAUUUAUUUGUCUUGUUGUCACUCAUAACAUGUAGCAUCUUGUUCUCUGAGCCCUUUCUUAAGGGCUACCACCUUGCAGAUUGGUCAGAUGUUGUGUUUCGGGGGUGACACUUUUCCAUGGGAAUUAACAGUAAUUUCUCGGAAUUACUGGGAGUUAUUUCACAUACAAAUGCAUUUUAUGCCAUAUUAUGAGCGGGCAUAAGUACAAAUCCUUCUAAUAGAAAUCAGAAACCUUCCAGUUAAAGUUUAAAUUCCAAUGUAACUUGACAACCAGAUACAAUUAACAGAACAGAGAACCAUCACCACACUGAAAGUAAAAUGAGGUCUGAUGGUGUGGAAAUCUAGAAAAAGUCACAGUUAUCACCAUUAUAAGCUAAUAUGUACUUAACUGUAACGGAAGGUUACAACCCAAGUGAUGACGCAUUGUGACUGUACAAAAAUACACACUUCAAGCUUGUUAUAGACUGGGUGGUUGAUCACAAGACUAGAGUCGUGUAGGUAAUAGCACAUCAGGAUUACACGUUGAAUACAUGUGUUUUUGUUCGGUUUUGGUCUCGUGUCCUCUGCUCCUGCCUCCUGUCAUUGUGUCUCUGUGAUGUCUUUGAAUGUGUUUCUUAGUCACUGCAUCUCAUUGAAACAUGGGACUGUCAAUUUGUCUGUCCUCUAGUUUGAUGGGGACAAAGCUAAAGACAGUUCCAGCUCCCUUUUCUUUCUAAGGACAGCUAUUUGUGAAGGUAAUGCUUUUGGUCAUAAUCAUCAUAGUCUGUAUAUACUAUAUAGAUUGAAGAUAUUUUUGUGUGUAGUGUACAGUAGAUUUCUGCAUUGCCUGACCAAUGUUCCUAUUGUAAUUGUAAAUAAAUAGUAUGUUAAAUUUGUCAAAAAAUUGUGAGGGAAAAUCACAUCUCUGUACAUUUACUGAAUCCCACUGAUGCACUUUUACGCUAAUGGAGGAUCCAAGUUUAGCCAAAUGUCAUUAGGGCAUUAAAAUAAUUUAAAGUUAAACUUAAAUUAAAGUAGUUUUUUGGCAAUCUGUCAAUAAAAUGUUUAUCCUUUAAACUACCAAGGUAAUAUGUUUCACCCUUGGUAGGUGAGGCUUUUUAUGGAGUUAUUUUCUGUUCUCAAACAUUUUAUAUUCUAAUGGAAUUUGCAGAUGCAGUUGGUUCACAAUUGACACAGAAUUCUGGGAAGUAAUUAAUAGUCUGUACAAUCAAUAGUUUACAUAAGAAAGAUAUAUUCUAGCUCAGCACUUGUAAAAUAUAUUUUAUAGGUAAAUAUAAAUGCUGUUAAAGGUUUGUUACCACCAGCAAUGUUUGUAAAUGCAGCAGAGAACAAGCCCAUAUUUUCAAUUAUGAUCAGCUGACGGACACACAAAAUAGAUAUUUUCUAUCUUCAAGAAAAAUUGAUUUUCUGUAUGUGAAUUUAGCUCAACCUUGUAUGGUAACAUAAUUAAGGACUGAGGAUUUAUUUGUUAGUACAGGGCUGCACAAUUAUGACCAAUGCUGUACUUUUUGCAAUAAAGAUUUUUACAACUCAAAUUGAUGGUGGUCCAUUAUAUUUAGUUCUCGAUCACGUACAUCUAUUGCAUGAAAACAUUGCCGCAGAAGCUCCUGUGCUUAUUUGGACGGAUGAUUGGAUCAUUGCAUCAUCAAUGUAACUGAUAAAAAUAUAAAAAUCAUGAUGUCAGUGAGGUAGUUGUGCAGCCCUGAAGACCAGACAGUGUGGCAGCUGAAUGUUGAUGUAACUGAAUGUGUAAGAUUGAAAUAUUCAUGUCUCACUA
Molecule: messenger RNA, 3459 nt
Organism: Morone saxatilis (striped sea-bass)
Lineage: Eukaryota; Metazoa; Chordata; Actinopteri; Moronidae
Product: F-box/LRR-repeat protein 3-like
Exons: 5
Coding region: 80-1384 (434 amino acids)
Biological process (GO): regulation of cell cycle; entrainment of circadian clock by photoperiod; SCF-dependent proteasomal ubiquitin-dependent protein catabolic process
Cellular component (GO): nucleus; SCF ubiquitin ligase complex; cytosol
Molecular function (GO): protein binding
Source: RefSeq, a predicted model, not a curated record